ACUAUACAAGAGCUGUCUUGGGCAAAGAAACAUGGUUUCAUCAAUGCCACACCUUCUCCUCCUUCUUCUUAUAUUCACUUCACUUACUCAUAACUAUAGCCUUGAAGAUGGUAUCUUGAACGAUCAACCAAACGGUUUCUUUUUACCCUUCGAAUCAAAUCUCUACGUGGAAAUCACCAUUGGGACCCCAACACGAGCCUUCAACCUCAAGCUAGACUCUUCUACGCAUCUCACAUUCCUCGAAUGCGAUCCCUGCGAUGAUGAUCACCAAUGCUCCAUCUCCGACACAACCCGACGCUACGACGGCAAAUCUUCGACCACCUUCUCUCCAAUAUCGUGCAAUAACUCUUCUCUCUGUCCUCAUCUCUCCCCUAAUGCCACUAACCAUAUCAAUGCGACAACAACGAAAACAACUCUGUCUCUUCUCUGCACUCCUUCCGAUUCCUGCCGCUACGACGUCUCUGCCUUCAGCGCCGGCUACCUCGUUUCCGACACUCUUCAGUUGACUUCUUCGAUCACCGACCAAGAAAACUCUCUCUCCAUAGUUCGUGGGUUUGUCUUCGGCUGCGGGACUAGCAAUCGUGUGACGCCGGAGGACGACGGAGGCGGCGUCGACGGGAGAGUGAGUCUGACGACUCAUCGUUUCUCGCUCCUCUCUCAGCUUCGCGUCACCAGAUUUUCCCACUGCCUAUGGCCUUCCUCCGCCGGCUCGCGUAACUACAUUCGUCUCGGAUCAGCGGCUCAGUACGGCGGAGAUAUGAUGCUGGUUCCGAUGUUAAAUACAACGGAAACGAACUCUUACUCGUAUCACACUGCUCUCUUCGGGAUCAGUCUUGGGGAACAUAGAAUGAGAAGCAACGAGACUAGUACAAUAGCAGUAGAUAUUGGGACGUACUAUACGCGUCUCGAGGCAUCACUCUACGAGGAGGUGAAGGAAGAGCUGAUGGCGCAGAUUGGACCAACGGUCGCAUAUGAAGUGAACGAACUAAUGUGUUUCACAACAGAGGCUGGUUUAGAGAUAGAGUCAUUGCCCAAACUCACUCUUCAUUUGCAAGGAUUCAAUUACACAAUCUCAAACAAAGGACUUUAUCUCCGAGACAGCCCAUCUUCUCUCUGCACGGCCUUGGUCAGAUCGACCAUGGAGGAUGAAGAACAGAAUGUGCUUGGAGCAUCAGGACUUGUUGAUUAUGCCGUUGGCUAUGACACCCUAGAUAUGAUACUUGCCUUUCAACAAAGAGAUUGUUUGACCGAUUUCGUAGAUGGUAUGUAGUAGUUACCUUAUUCUAAAUAUUUGUAAUCGAUGAUGGUUAUAUCGUUCACGUAUCAUUACGUUAUCAUUACAAGACAAUAAAGAAUAUCAAAUUUUCAUAAAUAUCGAGAAGUCGAAACUUC
Messenger RNA from Thlaspi arvense, 1392 nucleotides. The record is from the annotation of a GenBank genome assembly. NCBI's taxonomy places the organism in Eukaryota, Viridiplantae, Streptophyta, Magnoliopsida, Brassicales, Brassicaceae.